Molecule: messenger RNA, 474 nt
Organism: Cladophialophora carrionii CBS 160.54
Lineage: Eukaryota; Fungi; Ascomycota; Eurotiomycetes; Chaetothyriales; Herpotrichiellaceae
Exons: 1
Coding region: 1-474 (157 amino acids)
Biological process (GO): mRNA splicing, via spliceosome
Cellular component (GO): nucleus; spliceosomal complex
Source: RefSeq, a predicted model, not a curated record
AUGCCGCCUGUGCGUGCGCGCUCCACGAAAAAGCCACCCCCGGCCGGCUUCGACGACAUAGAAGACACGCUCCUGGAAUACAGCAACAAGAUGCGCGACGCGCAAAAUGCCUCCCACGAAGGCAAAAAGAAGCAUGAAGUCCUCUGGCCGAUCUUCCAGAUCUCGCACGCCCGCUCCCGCUACGUCUACGACCUGUAUUACACCCGCGAAGCCAUCUCCAAGCAGCUGUACGAGUGGCUGAUCAAGAACGGGUACGCGGACGCGGCGUUGAUCGCCAAGUGGAAGAAACAGGGAUAUGAGAAGCUGUGUUGUCUGCGGUGCGUGCAGACCAAGGAGACCAACUUCGCCGGCACGUGUAUAUGUCGGGUGCCCAAGGCGACGUUAAAGAGGGAUGGAGAGGAGGGCGGCGGUGGUGGUGGAGGGGGCAUUCAGUGUGUGAAUUGUGGGUGUCGGGGCUGUGCGAGCAGUGACUGA